CAACGAUAGGCAGAAGCUUCAAGAUUCCCCAUUCUGGCUCUUUAAGCAUGUCAACCGUCCUCAAAACGAUUUACGGUCACUUCUACAGCUGUUCGGCCCAGCAUGUCUCAUGAUUCCCCUGCGAACUUGCAGCUAUUUUCCCCAACGGGGUCUGGUCGCAAUUCACCUUCCCCGCGAAUCGCCCGCAACACCACCGAGGAUGCUUUGUUGAAAAAGGACAAAGGCUAUCGACGAUAUGCCGCCGGCGUCGAACGUGCUCUGGCCCUCUGGGACAGUACCCAGCAGGAAUGGGCCGAUUACAUCUCGUUUCUUGCCCGGCUUUUAAAGGCUCUACAAGCCCAUUCUCCCGAAAAUCCCAUCGUCCCUCAAAGCGACGCGGUCGCCCUUCGAUUGUCCCAAUGUCUCAAUCCUGCUCUUCCAUCUGGCGUGCAUCAGAAGGCCUUGGAAGUAUACGAAUACAUUUUCUCGAUUAUUGGGCACGAUGAUCUCGCACGCGACCUAAAUAUAUACUUUCCUGGUCUGGCACCCGUUCUCUCCUUCGCUUCGCUGUCCGUCCGACCCUUAUUUCUCUCCAUCUUUGAGAACUAUAUUCUGAAAUUAGAUGGGGAUUCUCUUCGGCCCGCGCUAAAGGCUGUAAUUAUGGCUCUCCUUCCAGGCCUCGAGGACGAAACAAGUGAAGACUUCGAGCGCAUGGUCUCCGCGUUGGAUAAGCUACGUUAUGCAGUGCGAUCACAGCCCGACGAGAUCGUAGACGUCAAGAAUGAUGGUGAAUCAUCUCAUUUUUGGCAAUGCUUCUUUUUGGCUACCAUAACCAAUGAGUCAAGAAGACAAGGUGCUCUGGCAUUUCUUGUUCGCCGUCUCCCGAAAUUUCGUCCAUCCUCAGGAGCACUCCCUACGGAAGCGGAGGCUGCUAUCUCACCGGAACCAGGGCUGUUGGUUCGAUGCUUCGAAGCCGGCCUAUAUGAUACUCAACUGUUAAUUCAGCGAAGCUUUUUGGAUCUGCUCGUCACCCAUCUUCCCUUGGACUCACCUGUUCUUCAGCAGCGAAUUAGUGAAGGAGAUCGUGAGCGUUUGGUUGCAGCCGCUGCGGGGGUUGUGUCGCGAAGAGACAUGAGUCUAAAUCGUAGAUUGUGGGCAUGGCUUCUCGGUCCUGAACCUAGUUCUGGUACAGAUGACCCAGAAGCCCUUGCGUCUCCGACACAAACCCGGAAUUCAGGUGUUGACAUAUCAGCACACCACGCCGCCUACUUUUCCCAAUACGGCCUUCAAGCAUUGACUCGAAGUGUUAUAAAGAUGAUCGAUAGGCAGGGCAAGGCAGCAACCGAUCGAGCACGGCCAUUCCGGAUAUGUUUGUCAUUCAUGGAUCGAUUAGAAGUUGGAGGCUUGGUUGUUCCUGAAAUCUUCUUACCCGCAUUGCAGAGCGUUCAAACAUAUAGCGAACUUGCCUCAAAAGAAGAGGUCGACGAAGUAAUGCGAAGCGCCAGCACCUUCUUCGAUGGCGUGGACAGCGGCUUAAUCUGGGGAAAAUUGAUAUUUCUGGUCACCUCGGCCUUGGAUGCAAAAAUUUCCAGCCGAGAGGAAGCAAUUCGCCAGAUCAGAUUGGCAAAAUUUGUACUCGCUCGUUUCAACCUAAAGGAAGAAGAGAUGCUAUUCCAACAUAUGCCUCUCAUGAUACUGGCGACGCUUGGUUCUCUAGACAGGGUGUUUAGUGAGCCUGCUGCAAUCCAAGCUGUCGAUCAGGAAGUUGUUGACAUAGCUUUCGAGAUCGUGGACUCGUUGGUGCAGAUUGUGCCAGACCGCGCUGUUUCGGGGAGCUUUAGUCAGGAAAAGCAACUUCAGAACAUCUUGAAGGAGCAACGCCAAACUAUAUUCUCGAAAGUCCGGGCAUUCUAUGAAGAGAACCAGGGAAACAUCGAUUUCGAGGAUGCGCCAUUCUCCGCAGCUGAAAUAGGGCAGUACAUCCUACGCGAAUCUGCACGCACAUUCACUACAUCGAUCCGACAAACCAAGGUUACCUCUCUGUUUGAUAUGUCCUCGAAUAUUCUCGCAAAUCUCAUCUUCAAAGUGCAGACAUUGGACGUGCUGGAUGAGCUGGAUCUUGUGACCCAGUUUCAGGAAGUCCUGGCGUCCCAGACACAGCCCUCCUUUCCUCGACUUGCAGCAAUUAUAACAGUUCUCACCGCUUUACAAACGGCACGAAAUGGUCAGCCUUUCGUUCCCGCUCCACGCUUACCGGAUGUAAUACAUCCUUUGAUCACGUCUCUUUGGGCAACACUUGCGCCGUUGAUGCCGAAGUUUCAUGUGGAAACGGUUCGUUGUAUGCUACAGUUGCAUGCCAUGUCACCCGAUUCCCGCAUGGUAGAAGCGGCUGUAACAUCCAUUCUGAUAGGACAGACUUCAAAUGGGUUCUCCGAUCCUGCAGCGCAAGCCGAUAGUGCCAGACGCUUUGCCAUCCUCUGGAAUCAUACCAUGCAUGAAUUGAGCUUACAAUCCGAGAAGCGCGGAAGUAUUCCCAGGCGACCAAGUGGUACUGGUCUCCCGUCGCCAGCCGUUAUACCCGGCGGAUUCGCUGCAAUCCUAACCAGGCCGUUACUUAUUCUUCUUGACUCACUCUCGGGAGAAGGUACCGAGCUGCAUGCGUUUACAAGAAGCUGGUUACAAGACCUCCCCACUCUCAACAGAGUUCUCGAUAUUUUGGUCGUUCACCUACAGUCUCUGACUUGUUUGAAUACAACAGAAAGUCUUGCUCCGAACAGCACUGCCCAUUUACAAAUGCCUCGUCACAAGAAAGAAGAUGACACUAGACAGUGUCUUUAUUACCUCACACAUGUGUUGGAGAUUCUCAAACGCCCGUCACAUUACACUUGGGUAACGUUGACAGAAGAAUCUGUCCCGUCCGGCGACGCUACGCGGGUGUCGCUCCAAGAAUGGCUUAUACGUUUAUGUCUCAAAGUACUUGCCAUCGAGAAUGGUAGUGGGGAACGACACCUUCAGGAGCUUUACAAAGUUGCUGUUAUGAUCAUCUCACAUAUUUGUCAUGGUCCGUUUGCCUCCUCAGUACGUGAGCUGGAACUCGAGGUGCCUUUAAUGGCAAGGUUGACUACCGCUGGACCGUCAUUGCAGAGUCUUCUCCUCGAAGCAGCUCUAUCAACACUCAAAUUACGAGCUACCCGUAUCUCAGCAGAGUCACAGGGAGAGCCAAAACAUCCACAACAACCAACACACAGAUCGAGACUAUCUCUUGUAAUGGAUAGAAGCUCGGUAGAGGUUGAACAGGAGCCCAUCCCACCCCCUCCCCAGCUCGUUGAGUGUCUCAAGUAUGGCUUUUCGUCCCCUGCCAGUCGUCUGGUGCUAGACGAUUGGGUGCAAUUCCUAACCGAGGUCUUACCACUGUUCGCCGAUGCCAUUUUCCAGAAUCUACUUCCCUUGGUUGAGUGCCUCUGCAAGCAGAUCAACAAAACUUUUCAAGAACUCAAAUCUAUCUUUAGCACUGAUAGUUACAACACCAAUGUGUCUCCCGAGUCGACCUUGAUUUCGCUCAUCAACGGUUUAGAGCAAAUUUUGGCCAAAGCCCAUGAUCGAUUGUUACUACAAGAAACAAAAAGCACGGCCAAUAAAUCUCCAGAGCUGCCACAAGGGUUUUUCGGAAAUAUGGUCUCGGGCGUUUUUGCAUCCGACACUGGUCAAGCACGCACGCCAACCGCGAAUAGUAGACUCACGGUAUUGUUGUGUUUUCAGGACACAGUGCGCAUUUGUUUCGCAAUUUGGACUUGGGGAGGAUUCGCUCCGAAAGACGGGCGGCUCGACCUGACAUCUGCAUCAUCUUUUGGGUACACUUCAUUAAGGAUGCGCAAUCGUGCUCGAAGGAUUUUGGAACAUCUUUUUGCCGCAGAAGCCUUGGAAUGCUUAGAAACGUUGGUUGUGCUGUGGACGCAAUCUACGAAGCAAGAUAUUCACGCGACUGCAGUAAUGGGUCUUCUCAACGUCUUGAAUGGGUCUAAGCCCAAACACACCAUUCCAGCCAUUUUCAAUGCGGUGUAUAGUAGGACAAACCCUGGUGCCUUAGAUCCUCAUCUGAUGUCGACUUUGACGUCAGAUCUGGCUGAUACGGAGCUGGUUGCGUUCCUGGUCGACUACACAAAGUCGCUGGAGGAUGACGCAAUGGACGAGAUCUGGGGAGACUGUCAGGUUUUCUUACGCGAUGUCCUCGCGAACCCCCUACCUCAUCGACAAAUAUUGCCUUGUCUACUGGAGUUUACUGCUGUGAUUGGACAGAAGGUAGACAAUACCAACUUCGGCGAGCAGCGGAGGAUGAGAAAAGAAUUAGCGGACAUCUUUACACGGAUUCUAACAGCAGUCUUCACCACUCGAUCCAUGGGAUUCUUACAAGAGCCUGCGCAGGCGGCGACAUCUGAUAAACAUAACUCUACUAACGGCAGCCAUGGUCAAAAACGUGCAGUCGAUGUUGUCACCGUUCUCGCAUCAAUUGUGCCGCACCUACCUUCAAUCUUAGUAGAGAACGAUCGAGUCUUGACUGUGGUUUCCAGCAUAUCUACCAACGUAGUGGGCCCGACUUUCCGUGCAAAGGCUUUCCCAGAUAACGUUUCCAAAACCAUGCUGGACCUCCUCUACAAACUGGCACGAAUCUCGCAGACCAGCAAGAUGUGGAAGAAAGAUAUUUAUGAUGCGUUUUAUGAUCAGCGAUUUUUCAAUACACCGCUUGCGAUACUGAAAGAAUCAUGGCUCCCCGUUCUCGCGCAAUGGACUCACUCUGACAAAGACCGUUUACCGGAUCUUCUUUCCAGACUGUCUGCUCCGACAACAGCAGGCAUCAUGUUUGGCGUAGGAGCGGCAUCUGCUCGGCAAGAAGCUGACCGAAAGACCCAAUUCACGUUACGACGGAUCUCAUUGCUUAUCCUAGCCGGCCCCGCAGAUGCCUUCACCACAAGUCUGCCACAAAUCACAGAAAAGAUUGUCGAACUCCUCACGGCGACGCCUGCUUCCUCUCCAUCUUCCUCUACCCGAGCAGAAGUCAUAGUCCUCCUACGUGCCCUAAUCCUUCAAACAUCACCCGUUCAUCUAGCCCCUCUCUGGCCCAUCAUAAACGGUGAACUCACAUCGAGCCUAUCGUCUCUGUUGCCAGAUGCAGAGAACAAAGAUACGUACAAUGGUCCCGGUAUUAUCCAAGCAUGCAAGCUAUUGGAUGAACUUGUUGUACUCGAUCCGGACGAAUUCCAGCUCAUAGAGUGGCUAUUCAUCACAGACACCAUCGACGCUGUGUACAAGCCUACUGACCCGAGCUAUACAUCAUCAUUGACAGAUGAGAUAGCAGAGAUUCUAUCUGCAUCCGGAACAGGAAACCUACGAUCUACUCCACAUGCCAAUACGUCAUCGUCCGGAGAACCAAAGAGGACGCUAUAUCUGGAUCCACUGAUCGAGGCAUUAGAGAAGGAGGAAAAUGCCGAUAUUAACGAUAUGGCAAGGCGAGAGCUUGUGGACAGGAUCAUCCGACCUUUCCUGGGAAGUUUGGCAAUGGUCAAAUUUGAGGCUACAUAUGGAGGUGGUGAGGCGGAUCGGAAAGGGGUUUGGGACAGUAUCGUUGCCGAUGCUAGUGGCGUAGAGUAGUGCAGCAAAACAACGAUCAACGAAGUGUUGGAUGGCAGUUUCAAUCAAAUGAUAUACAAUGCUUGAAGCUCUAUGGCAUAGUGAAAUCUCACAAGCAAGCUAGAAGGUCUGAUAGUUCGUUACGCACACAGCAUAGACUGCUGUACAAUCAAUCAUUCAAG
Aaosphaeria arxii CBS 175.79 is the source of this 5786-nucleotide messenger RNA. Its product is annotated as cellular morphogenesis regulator dopa. The transcript is spliced from 5 exons. The coding region runs from base 103 to 5625 and encodes 1840 amino acids. Lineage: Eukaryota; Fungi; Ascomycota; Dothideomycetes; Pleosporales. Gene Ontology annotation, biological process: Golgi to endosome transport. The record is from RefSeq and is a predicted model, not a curated record. Gene Ontology annotation, cellular component: endosome; trans-Golgi network.